UCCGCAGUGUGACCGACGCACAACUUGUGACCAGUUUGCUAAUGAACUUGAAUGUUAUGCAGAAACGAAGACUUUCUCGCUGAAAGUCGAGGUUUCUCCGGGUGUCUGCUCCAAACGUGGUUCCCUGACUUGACGCUGUGACGCGCAUGCUAGCUAGUUAGCUUCCAGACCGGCUAACAGUCCGGGAGUCUGCGCCCCGACAGAGUCUCGAGGAUGUCGAUCCAGUACGACGAGUCCGUCCUGGCCGGAAGUUACGACGCCACCUCGUUCCCCAAAAGUUUUGGCUACGGAGUGGACGAAGAGGAGGACCUGGAGGAGAGCGCUGCUGCUCAUGACAAGCCCAGGAUCCUCCUGAUGGGACUGAGACGCAGCGGCAAGUCCUCCAUCCAGAAGGUGGUGUUCCACAAGAUGUCCCCCAACGAGACCCUGUUCCUGGAGAGCACCAACAAAAUCCACAAGGACGACAUCUCCAGCAGCUCCUUCGUCAACUUCCACAUCUGGGACUUCCCCGGCCAAGUGGACUUCUUCGACUCCACGUUCGACUGUGAGAUGAUCUUCUCCGGAGCCGGGGCCCUCAUCUUCGUCAUCGAUGCUCAGGACGACUAUGUGGAAGCCCUGGGAAGACUCCACCUGACAGUGACCAGAGCCUACAAAGUCAACCCAAACAUCAACUUCGAGGUCUUCAUUCACAAAGUGGACGGCUUGUCAGAUGACCACAAAAUAGAAACCCAGAGAGACAUCAACCAGCGAGCCAAUGACGACCUGGCGUACGUCAGCCUGGAGCGAGUUCAUCUGAGCUUCUACCUGACCAGCAUCUACGAUCACUCCAUCUUCGAAGCCUUCAGCAAAGUGGUGCAGAAGCUCAUCCCCCAGCUGCCAACGCUGGAGAACCUGCUCAACAUCUUCAUAUCGCAUUCUGCCAUCGAGAAGGCCUUUCUGUUCGACGUGGUCAGCAAGAUCUACAUUGCCACCGACAGCUCUCCGGUGGACAUGCAGACCUACGAGCUCUGCUGCGACAUGAUCGACGUCGUCAUCGAUGUGGCCUGUAUUUAUGGACACCCGGAGGAGAGCCCGACAGGCGGCGGCUGCAGAGGUUCCAGCUACGACAAAGAAUCUCUGGCCAUCAUCAAACUCAACAACGCCACAGUGCUGUACAUGAAAGAAGUCACCAAGUUCCUGUCAGUGGUGUGCAUCCUGCGGGAGGAGAGCUUUGAGAAGAAAGGUUUGAUCGACUACAACUUCCACUGCUUCCGAAAUGCGGUCCAGGAAGUGUUUGAGGUGUCACAAGACCUUUUGCACAAGUCGGCGAAGUAUGCGGCUCUGAACGGACGGGCUGUCUGACUGUGGGGGGGGCCAGCAAAAGCACAGGGGCACUUUCCUGUAACACGCCGUUGCAGCGCAGCUUGGGACUCAGGCGCCGUCUGUGGGUGAUCUGCAGUGUAGCUCCUCACACUUCUCUGUGCACAAAAACGGCUGGGUUUCGUUGCUGACUGCGAGUUGUGUUUACAAACUUGGCCAGUGUUUUCUGUGAGUGAUCCUGUGAAGAGCAGAACUGUGCCAGUACAAUCUUCAAGCCUUAGUGAUUCACGAUGCAAUUCCUGUUUGUAAUGGAUGAAAUAAAA
Synchiropus splendidus (mandarinfish) is the source of this 1622-nucleotide messenger RNA. RefSeq names its product ras-related GTP-binding protein C-like. Bases 214 to 1341 code for a protein of 375 amino acids. The record is from RefSeq and is a predicted model, not a curated record. The transcript is spliced from 7 exons. Lineage: Eukaryota; Metazoa; Chordata; Actinopteri; Syngnathiformes; Callionymidae. Gene Ontology annotation, molecular function: GTPase activity; GTP binding. Gene Ontology annotation, cellular component: Gtr1-Gtr2 GTPase complex; nucleus; lysosome. Gene Ontology annotation, biological process: regulation of autophagy; positive regulation of TOR signaling; cellular response to starvation.